This is a messenger RNA of Cotesia glomerata, 4329 nucleotides long. RefSeq names its product probable serine/threonine-protein kinase nek3. Bases 100 to 4170 code for a protein of 1356 amino acids. The record is from RefSeq and is a predicted model, not a curated record. Lineage: Eukaryota; Metazoa; Arthropoda; Insecta; Hymenoptera; Braconidae. The transcript is spliced from 17 exons.
AUAAAUAAGUGAUAACAAUAAUAAAAUAAUAAAAUUUAAAUUUGUUGGCCUCUUGACUCGGAUAAGUAAAAACCGGCAUUUUCGGUAUCUGUUGUCAUCAUGAAUAACAAUAAAUUACUCAGCUCAGACAAUAUAUUUACGGAUGACGAUAUACGUAAAGUUGUUAUGAACAGUUUAGCUUCUUCUCCUACUGUUUCAUCAAGUUCAUCGUCCUUUUCUACGUCACCUUACAAACCUUCAGAUGCUUCAAUUUAUUCCUGUAUUUCAUAUCUUCGUUUUAAAAUUCCUUCAAAUUUACCAAAUGAUUAUGUCUUGGAUAAAUUUAUGAAACUAAUGAAAGAGUAUGCACCAAAUGAGCGAAUUAAUUGGAGAAGUUUUCGGCAAGCCGCAGACACGUGGAUUACUUCCGUCAAAUCAAAGUGUCCAAAUGAAUAUGACUUUGAAAUAAAUGUCAAUAAAUCGGAAUGGUCCAGUGGAGAAACUGCAGAUAGUCCAGAUGAAGGGAUUACCAAUGAUGAUGAUGAUCCAGAUGUCUUCCAUAGAGAUUUCAACGAUAGCGGGAAAUCUACAGAACUUGUUGAAUGUUCUAUUCUAAAUAAUUCAAGUAAAAUAACAACAGAGUGUAAUAAACUCGAUAAUUCAGUUAAAUUGAAAUACGAAGCAGAUGUAGAAAAUACUGAAACUGAGCUUCUACGUAAACGGAUUUAUCAGUUUGAAAAAGACAAUGCAUGGUUGCGUGAAGAAUUAAUGAAAUCUGAAGAUUCAGCAAAUAAUUAUAAACAAUUAUUUUAUUCAUUUCGUCAAAAGUAUGACCGUCGUAAUGAAGAAUAUAGAUUAUUAGAACGAGAAAAUGACGAAAAAAAUGAGAUAAUUGAUAAUAUGAAAAAAGACCAAAAACAUUUUCAAGUUGCGCAAGAAAAAUGGGAAAGGGAACGGAAGACUCUGAUUAAAAAGAUUGAAACUGAUAAACAAAAUACUGAGACUCAUAGAAAUAAGUAUGAUAAAGCUGUAAAUGAUAAGGAAAAAUUUUCGAAACAAUUAAAUGUGUAUCGUCGUUCGUUAGAAGAAAAAGAAGAUUUUUGUAAUGUUCUCCAAAAAGAAUUGAAUCAAUUGAAACAAACUCUAAAAAAUUUAGAAGAUUAUUAUGAAAAAAUAUUCAGUGAGUUAAAAGAACAAAAUGAAGACUUGAAGAGGAAAAAUUUCAAGUUAGAGUUAAAAUCUAAUGAUGGUAAACCGAGUAGCGAGCAGCUGCAUUCAAUACCAUCGGCAAUUAAUUUAGAUAUUUCUUUUGACCAUUCGCCAGAUGUUAAAUUUAAUAAUCCAGAUUCAGAUUCACUGUACGACGAACUAAAAGCUUCAGGAUUUUUGCCGGAUGUUUCUUAUGAAAAUUCAAAAAUCCGAGAACUUGAAGAGGAAUUAGAUUGGCAAGAUGAAAAAGCUCGCAAUGCGGUAGACCAAGUCGAGUAUUUAAUAAAAUAUAUAACCGAAAAAAAAAAUAUAAAUAAUAAUCGAAAAUCUAACUUGGAAGCAAAAUAUAUUUUAAUUUUGCUAGAUAAAAUUUCACAAUUAUCAGAAGUUGUAACAGAUGCAUUCCAAAAACGAUUCACUCAUGAUGUAAGUUGUCAAGUUUCUGAAGACCCUUGGGUGGAUAAAAAUUUACAAGAUCUUAAAAUUUUAACUUACAAAAAUUUAAUAAAGCCGAAUAAUUCAUCGCAUUUAAACAUUAAAGAGAAUCUGUUGUCAUCGUUAUCUUCUAAUAGUGUUGAGACAAAAAUAAAUCCAUAUUCCGCAGUCAAUUGUGAUAACAAUAAAAAGAAGAAUACUUACAACAACAAACUGCUUAUAAAUGAGACGCGUAUUGUGAAAAAACCAUCGCAGAUUUUAACAACAAAACAACACUUGUUGUCAAAUAAAAAUACUGAAUGGAGUCCGAUUAUCUGUAACACGCCAAUAAUGAGUGAGAAAAACGCACCAAGAAGAAAAAUUUCCGUAUUUGCGCGAACAAGUGAUCUGGAUAAAAUAUUAGAAUCACAAUCGUCUAAUGAGAAUUUUACAAGUAGUACUCCUGUUCCUGAUCCUAUUCCAGAACUUAAUACCUAUCGCACAGCUCAAGAAUCUAGUAGCGAUUCAUCGGGUAAUUUAUCUCAACUACAAGCUUCGUUAGAAGAAAAUUCAAUUAAUGAUGAUGGUGAAUCCACUUCAGUAGCAAAUAAUCAAGUUAAAUUUAAUAUUGCGCCAGCAAAAUUUAAUUUUUCACCUACGAAAAUUUCGAAGCAAUCUUUGGUGCCUAGUGAAAAUUUGGCGACGACUGAUGAUGAUUCAAGUCAAUUUAAUCUACUUGGCAUCGAUAAAAAAUUAAUAGAGAGUUCAACGCCGAUUUCUAAUGAUGAUCAGUACAGUAGUUCAGAUAAAGAGAAUACAUCAGUGCGGAAAGAAUUGAAGAACGUCACGUGGACGAUUGAAUCGGGUAGUAAUUCUGGAUCACAGAAGCAGUUUUAUAAUAAUCGUAAUAAGUGCGAAAUUUAUGCAGUAACUGAAAAGGCCGCUAGCGAAUCAGCUGCAGUCACGCUUGCAAUGUCGAGUGGUGAGGAUAGCUCGGAUUCAUCAGACAGUGAUUCGGCUAUUACUUGUGAUAAUAAAGAUAAUGAUAAUAAUUCAGCGACUAAUAUUAAAAAUGCUCAAUAUACACGUGACUCAUUGGAUGCGAAUCAAUCGUCGCACGUGGAUGAAUCCUUUCAAGUACUUUCAAAUCCAGUCAAAAUUAAUUUAUCAAAUGGAGCGAAAAAAAUUAAUGACAAAACAUUUACUUAUAAGCCAACUGCUAAGCGCGAGAUACUGCCAGUUAUGAAAAGAUCGAGGUCAGAGAGUGAAAACCUUGGAUGUGGUCACGAAAGUAAUCUCUAUAUUUGCGAUGUUGAAAAGCCUAAAUUAAAUGUCAACUAUCAGGAAUUUAAACUAACUGUUUUUCCGAGUCUCACGGAUUUUCGUUUACAAGAAUCAGGAAUUGCUCAUUUAUCCGAUACGGAUGACUUAGAAGAAAAAGAUUUAGUUGAAGGCGAAUUAGAGCGAAAAUACGUAGCAUUUUCCCUGGGACUCUGUACUGAUAGAUUGACACUUUCACGUAGAAAAACAUUAUCUCAACGUCGACGUGAUCAAACGGAAAGGAAUUUUACUAAUGAAGUAACAAGGAUGCAACAAAGUAUUGAGGAACUCGCGCCAUUGUGCUUUGACAGUGAGACAAUUGAUAGGAUAGAACGUGCAAGGAAUCAAAUAGAAAUAAUAGCACAGUGUGCACGGAAAGUGUCUUGUGCUGCUGAAACACUUGGAGCUAUUCAACAGGAAUACAGAAUUUCUCGGGCUAUUCAUCUUGCGGAUAGGUAUUUGAGGCUGCUGCGUAGUCGAUGUGAAAAACUUGACCGUGAUUUAACAGAAUCUAAGCGAAUCCUAGCAGAAAAUAAUAUUAUUGUUGACGAGAGCAAUGGGGAAAACGGUGAGGAAUUGACUGUAAUUCGUUACCGUGGAUUACCAACUUCUAAUCGUACAAUGAUAGCUAGAAGACGAGCGAGCAUAGCCACGAUCUUUCGACCUAUUGGAAUAGGCCAAGAUGUAACAAAGGAUGGAAUUAAGCAACGUAAUUCAGUGACAGGCCGUGUGACAGUAAGGAGACCUUCACUGAGUGUUGAAGCUCAGAGUUGGCAAGUAGAAAAGUUAAUUCGCACUGAGAGUUCUAAUUCUGUUGGUGAACUUCAUGAGAUAUUCGAACAUGCUGAAUCUCGUCGUGCUUCUAGAGAAGAAAACAAUAAUGUUUUACCAGUUUUAAUGAAUAAUAAUAACAACAACAACAACAAUAAUAAUAAUGAGGGUAAUUUACCGAUUUCUUCAACCACGGAAUCAUGUCCUUUAAAUCAAGAAGAAGUGGCUACUACAUCAACAAGCCAAGAAAUUCUUCAAAGUUCUAGAAGAGUUUCAAGAAUGAUAUUCGCAUCAGCAAACCAGCCUAUGACCUGGCGUACAUUAAUCUGGUGUAUAACGAUCUCAUUUUUAGUUGGUUUUUUUAUGAAAGACGUUGUAUCGUUAAGAACAUACGAUGGACCCCUUCGUUGGUCGUCAUUUCAAGAAUUUUUGGGGCGCCAUGAAAGAGUUAAAAAUACUGCAGCUUUGCCGCUUUGAAAUAUUCUAUCAAAAAAUAAAAAAUAUUCUCUGUUUUAAUAUAUCAUAUUAGUAUUUUUAUAAAUUUUAAAAAUUGUAAAAAAAAAAUAUGUAAACACUCAAUCAAUUUUUGUAUAUGCAAAUCUGUAUUUUGUUGAAUUUAAAUUAAUUAUUUUUAAA